AUGGCAGAGAUGCGCUCGGGGCCAGCCACGGGGCCGCAGCUCAGCGCGCUGCCCGACCACUCGCCGCUGCUGCAGCCGAGCCUGGCGGAGCUCCGGCGCCGCGCCCUGGACGCCGGCGUCCCGCCCCGGCCGCAGCCGCUCAGCGACGCCUUCCUGCUGCGGUUCCUGCGCGCCCGCGAUUUCGACCUGGAGCUCGCCUGGAGGUUACUGAAAAACUACUACAAAUGGAGAGCAGAGUGUCCAGAAUUAAGUGCAGAUCUUCAUCCUAAUAGCAUUCUUGGCCUUCUGAAUGCUGGUUACCAUGGUGUUCUGAGAUCCAGGGAUCCCACGGGCAGCAGAGUUCUUAUUUAUAGAAUUGCAUACUGGGAUCCAAAAGUUUUUACAGCUUAUGACGUAUUUCGUGUAAGUCUAAUCACAUCAGAGCUCAUUGUACAGGAGGUGGAAACUCAGCGGAAUGGAGUCAAGGCUAUCUUUGACCUGGAAGGCUGGCAGAUUUCUCAUGCUUUUCAAAUAUCCCCAUCUGUGGCCAAGAGGAUUGCUGCUGUACUUACAGAUUCCUUUCCAUUGAAAGUUCGUGGGAUCCAUUUGAUAAAUGAACCAGUAAUUUUCCAUGCUGUCUUUUCCAUGAUUAAACCAUUCUUGACUGAAAAAAUUAAGGAUCGGAUUCAUAUGCAUGGCAACAAUUACAAACAAAACUUGGUUCAGCAUUUCCCAGACAUUCUUCCUCUGGAAUAUGGUGGUGAGGAAUUCUCCAUGGAAGAGCUUUGUCAGGAGUGGACAAAUUUUAUAAUGAAGUCUGAAGAUUAUCUCAGCAGCAUUUCUGAGACCAUCCAGUGAGAAAAUAUUUCAUUUGAAUGACUUCUUAAUUAAAAAUUCACAAAUGAGAUCCUAUCUGCUUAUAUAAAUCUAAGAGAAACAUGAUCUAAACUAAUUAAUACUUGUCUGAUCUUUAAACUUGUAAAAGGAAAUGUGAAAUGUGCAACAUGGGUAUUUGAGAAGCAUUUAAAAUGUGU
This is a messenger RNA of Jaculus jaculus (lesser Egyptian jerboa), 1013 nucleotides long. It is a transcript of the gene Ttpa, whose product is annotated as alpha tocopherol transfer protein. NCBI's taxonomy places the organism in Eukaryota, Metazoa, Chordata, Mammalia, Rodentia, Dipodidae. Gene Ontology annotation, cellular component: membrane. The transcript has 5 exons. The record is from RefSeq and is a predicted model, not a curated record. The coding region runs from base 1 to 837 and encodes 278 amino acids. Gene Ontology annotation, molecular function: phosphatidylinositol bisphosphate binding.